AUGGAAGGUUGCAGUGGACUUUUGAGAGUCCCACUUCACCCUGACAGCAGGACAUUCCAUAGGGUUGGUGCAUCACUCUACCUUUCUCCAGAAUCCAAAACACUGUGUCAAAGGUGGAAUUGUCUUAACCAGAUAGUUACCGAACUUGGAUUCUCUGAUAUUGGUUCUAAUGCCGAUUUACCUGAUGUGGGAUUUGAGGAUUUUUAUGACGCACCUAAAAUGAGGCAAGACUUACUGAACAGCAUCAGUGAUAUUCAUUGCAGGCAGGCUAGGCUCACCCGACCAUUUGGGGUUGUGGAAGAAGUAGCUUGCAAUCCCUCCACCGUUGGGAGAGGGAGGUGGUCGCUGCUCUAUGAAACCAGCCUCACAAGUCACAAACCCAGCCUAGGAAGGCACAGUGCUGUUCCAUCAAAUUAG
Molecule: messenger RNA, 417 nt
Organism: Sphenostylis stenocarpa
Lineage: Eukaryota; Viridiplantae; Streptophyta; Magnoliopsida; Fabales; Fabaceae
Source: the annotation of a GenBank genome assembly